AUGCGGGAAUCCAUCCGAAAAAUUCAAAAUUCGUUUACAGAAUACCAACGACAGGGAAGUAACUGGACAUUGGAUAAGGUGAUUCAAAUCCAGAUACACUUUGCAAAAUAUAAACCCCUGAAAGGAUCCAGCUAUAUUCCCCUGCCAAUCAAACUGAGGUCUAAGCAUGCCAUCAUCAACGUUCAAAACAAGGACAAAAAAUGUUUCAUGUGGUCUAUUCUAGCUGCAUUACACCCAGUCAAACGAGAUUCCCAGCGUGUUACUAAAUACAUAGACCACCGCCACGAGUUGAACUUUGAUGGUAUUUCCUUCCCCGUCAAGGUAGCCGACAUCAAUAAGUUCGAAACACAGAACAAGAUCACUGUCAACGUCUUGGGAUAUGAGAAGGGGUCCUUAUUUCCAAUCCACGUGACCAAGCAGAGAUUUGACAGACACGUUGAUUUACUGCUGAUAACGGAUGGACGCAAGUCCCACUACUGUUGGAUCAAGAACGUGAAUGGGCUCCUGUAUGACCAAUAUUCCUACGGCCAUAGAUACUAUCACUGUAUGUAUUGCCUACAAGGUUUCACCAAAGGGCGCAUUCUCAAUGACCAUAUAUCAUACUGUCGGGAACAUAGGACACAGAAAGUCAAACUACCUACAGAAGAGGAUAAAUGGCUGUUCUAUAAGGAUGUAAGAAAGCAAUUGAAGGUGCCUUACAUCAUAUAUGCGGACUUCGAGUCGUUCCAAGUGCCGAUACAUAGAUGUGAGGUUGACCCAAACAAAUCACAUACAGAGAAGACCACACAACACGUACCAUCAAGUUUCGCUUACAAAGUCGUAGGGCUCACACAAACAACAUCUAAGGAACCUUUGGUCUACAGAGGACCGGAUGUUACAGAGAAGUUUGUAGAAUGUAUGCUGAGAGAACAGGAGGACAUAGAACAAAAAUUCAAAAACGUGAAGCCGAUGGUCAUGACCGGGAGAGAUUGGCAAGCCUUCAAGACGGCAAUCAGCUGUCACAUUUGUGGAAAGGAGUUAGGAGAUGACAGAGUGAGGGAUCACUGCCACGUGACAGGAGCGUUUAGAGGAGCAGCUCACAAUGAGUGCAACAUAAUGUUUUUCAAAUUUACUGGACGGAUUCCGGUCGUCUUCCACAAUCUGAGGGGUUACGAUUCCCAUCUAAUCAUGCAGGCAGUCGGAAAGGUGUCAGAUAAGGAAAUAAAAUGUAUACCUAACAACAUGGAGAAGUACAUUUCUUUCUCCAUAGGGUGUAUGGACUUUAUCGACAGCUUCCAGUUUAUGGGCACAUCACUAGAGAAACUGAUCGCAAAUUUAUCCGAGGAAGGGAAGGAUACAUUUGAACACAUGACACAACAUUUUGGUGAGGAGAAAAUCGAGCACCUUUUAAAAAAGCAGGUGUACCCCUAUGAUUAUUUUGAUGGUCCCCACAGAUUUCAAGAAACUGUAUUACCGCCAAAGGAAGCGUUUCGUAGCAGUCUGACGGGAGAGGACGUAUCAGAUGAAAAAUACGAUCACGCUCUCAAAGUCUGGAAACAACUCGGUAUACACAAUCUUGGUGAAUAUUCGGACCUGUAUGUCAUAACAGAUGUCCUGGGUCUUGCUGAUGUGUUUGAGAACUUCCGAAAUCUAUGUCUGGAAUCAUAUGGGCUCGAUGCAGCUCAUUUUUAUACCGCCCCUGGACUGGCAUGGCAAGCAGCGCUAAAAAUGACCGAUGUUAGACUCGAACUGCUCACCGACAUCGAUCAGCACUUAUUUAUCGAGAAAGGCUUGCGGGGAGGCAUAUCAAUGAUUAGUCAUCGGUUUGCUGAGGCCAACAAUCCAUACGUUCCCGGAUACGACAAAACAAAACCAACAGAUUACAUCACUUACUUAGACGCCAAUAACUUAUAUGGCUGGGCCAUGUCACAAUGCCUACCCACUCAUGACUUCGCAUGGCUUACCGAUACUGCAAAGUACACGCUUGAUAUCACAACAGUUCCCGAUGAUGCGAUAGAUGGAUAUAUAUUGGAAGUAGAUUUAGAGUAUCCUCCAGAACUCCACGACCUACACAACGAAUACCCACUGGCCCCAGAACGAGUAGCCGUGGGGAAAGACGAAUUGUCUGACUACAGCCAGACCUUAUGGCGUAAGCUGGCAGACUGUGGAAAGCCACAUGAUGAUGAAAAGCCACAUGACUGUUUGGAUCAUUACAAUUCAGCACAAAAACUCGUUCCAAAUCUUAGAAACAAGGAAAAAUAUGUCCUGCAUUAUAGGAACUUGAAACAAUAUUUUUCUUUUGGAAUGAAGCUCACAAAAGUCCACAGAGUGUUAACCUUCAAACAGUCUCCAUGGUUGAAGACGUAUAUUGAUUACAACACGGAGAAAAGGAAACAAUCUAGAAACUGUAUUUGA
This is a messenger RNA of Mizuhopecten yessoensis (Yesso scallop), 2394 nucleotides long. RefSeq lists its product as uncharacterized. The record is from RefSeq and is a predicted model, not a curated record. Bases 1 to 2394 code for a protein of 797 amino acids. NCBI's taxonomy places the organism in Eukaryota, Metazoa, Mollusca, Bivalvia, Pectinida, Pectinidae. The transcript has a single exon.